AUGCGCACCAUGCCCGGAAUGCCGCACAUGCCGCAGACACCGCAGACACCGCCAGUGAAGCCAAGCACGGAGCUUGCCAUCUACAAGCUGUGCGGUGAUGCCAUUGCCCACUUAGAUUGCGAUGACAUCUCUAAUAUCAAAGAGACUCAUGGUGAUUCUGUGAAGGCAUUGAAGUUGUUUCUGUCGCAUGUUGUCGGCCUUUCCAGGUUUCGGCAGAAGCUAAUGCACGGGACCCAGGUUCUGCAGGAUGCUGACCCACUAUCUAGUGUGUCUCUCCCAGCCAGCUUGCAGUUGGUGAUGCUACCAUUUGUCCCUGCUUCCCGCGGAGACCUUCAAUGCAUGCGAAUUGCAGCUGAAAGUGGUCAGCAUCUUGAGAUGCAACGGCUGUUAGAGCAGCAUUUUGACCCCGACUUGAGCCUGACCCCCGGCCACAACAAAGCUCUGCACAUCGCAACUACAUGUGGCAGUGUGGGUUGUGUUCAGCUGUUGCUUGAGGCUACAGCCGACAUGCAAUCGCUUGAUGAAGAUGGCAAAACGGCUUUAUGGCAUGCUGCCCAGAUGGGCAAUGUCGAAAUUGCUCGUUUGUUGCACGACGCCGGGGCCAGACAAGAUUCGGCCAGCAAUGGGGGAGAGUAUCCUCUGUGCAUCGCAUGCCGCAACGGCCACCUUCAGAUAGUCCGCGUUUUGUUGCUGGACACGAGUCCACAAAGCGGCAAGCCAGCAAAGCCAAACUGCCAGCAAACAACAAAGCCAGACGCUGAACGACUUCUUAGUGGCAGCCAGGCUCUGCACAUUGCAACCAAACUGGGAAAUGCAAGCUGUGCCCAGUUGCUACUCGAGGCUGACGCCAAUGUACACGAGAUGGACGAGGCAGGUAAGCCGGCCCUGUGGCAUGCUGCUCAGAUGGGUCGCAUCGACUUGGUCCAGUUGUUGUUGGCAGCUGGUGCGGGUAAGGAAGUUGCAAAUGGAGUGGAUUCUCCCCUUUGCGUUGCCUGCCGAAAUGGCCACCUUGGGGUGGUCCGCCUCUUGCUUGAUGCUGCGCGGUUGGGAUCGGGAGAAAGCACGGAUUUGCAUGCAAAUCCCCAGACGGUGACCGCGCUGAGCAUUGCUCUGCGCAGCGUGAUUUCACAGCGUGGCGGCAUGGCUUGCCUUCGGUUGCUGCUGGAGGCUAACGCUGACGUGCUGCAAAGCGAUGAAGAUGGCAAGUCGGCUUUGUUUCAUGCGGCUCAGGUUGGCAGUGUUGACAUCUGUCGUUUGCUGCUGGACGCUGGUGCUGACAGGGAUGCUGCAAGCAACGGAGGGGAGUGUCCGCUUUGGGUCGCAUGUAGUUGCGGUCAUCUUGGUGUAAUGAACCUCCUCCUCACAGCCGGUGCUGACAAAAACACUGCCAACACCUUGGGCAUCACAGCAUUAUGGACGGCGUGUGAUGGAUCUCACUUUCAAGUUGCGCAUGCCCUGCUGGCUGCGCGAGCUGACCCGCAGAUUGCCAACAACAUGGGCGCAUCCCUGCUAUGGAUUGCUGCCGCGAGGGGCGGUGCAUCCAUCGUCCCGCUGCUGCACGCUAACGGUGCUAACAUCCACUGUCCCGAUGCGACGGGAAAGACACCCGUGUGGGCUGCAGCAUGCAAUGGACACGAGGACAUUUUAAGAUAUCUCAUGGACCACCAUGCAGAGGUAGACGUUGCGGAUGCCUCCGGCACGUCAGCUCUGUGGAUAGCUGCUCGCCAGGGAUAUGUGGACAUCGUCCGUCUCUUGGCGCGGGCAGGUGCCAACCCCAACAUCCUGAACGAUACUGGUUCCUCGCCCUUGUGGAUGGCAUCCUCACGGGGCCAUGUGCGAAUGGCUCAAGCUUUGCUCGAAUGUCAUGCUGACGUUAACCAAACCCAGGUUCAGACUGGCGCAUCACCGGUUUGGAUCGCCUCUGCAAAGGGUCUGCUCCAGGUUGUGCGGCUUUUGAGGGAGGCGGGUGCAAAUGCCACAGCAGACAGCACCGGCAAAUUGCCCGUGGAAAUCGCAAAGCAACGCUUCCACUGGAAAAUUGUGGAUCUCUGGAACGGAAGAGAGCAGCCAACGCUGGCCUUUCGAACCUUCGGCUCUUUGAGAUAG
Symbiodinium pilosum is the source of this 2106-nucleotide messenger RNA. NCBI's taxonomy places the organism in Eukaryota, Dinophyceae, Suessiales, Symbiodiniaceae. The record is from the annotation of a GenBank genome assembly.